Messenger RNA from Wyeomyia smithii (pitcher-plant mosquito), 1696 nucleotides. RefSeq names its product probable dolichyl pyrophosphate Glc1Man9GlcNAc2 alpha-1,3-glucosyltransferase (gene xit). Gene Ontology annotation, molecular function: dolichyl pyrophosphate Glc1Man9GlcNAc2 alpha-1,3-glucosyltransferase activity. The record is from RefSeq and is a predicted model, not a curated record. Gene Ontology annotation, cellular component: endoplasmic reticulum membrane. Bases 124 to 1608 code for a protein of 494 amino acids. Gene Ontology annotation, biological process: protein N-linked glycosylation. NCBI's taxonomy places the organism in Eukaryota, Metazoa, Arthropoda, Insecta, Diptera, Culicidae. The transcript is spliced from 4 exons.
GCGGUGGUUGGUUGGUUGUUUGAGAGCUGCCGAGCGAGGAGGACGCAUAAAAGUGAAAGGUAAAAAGUGUCGAUGUAAACAAGUUUGUGUCGGCAGAGAUCGUUGGAGUGCCGGUAGUCAAAAAUGUUUUGGCACCUUUUUCUGUUAGCUUCGGCUAUUAAAAUGAUGUUCAUUCCAGCAUACCGCUCGACAGAUUUCGAAGUGCAUCGAAAUUGGUUGGCUAUUACGCAUAGCAGACCGCUAGGAAAAUGGUACCACGAGGCAACGAGCGAGUGGACGCUGGACUAUCCGCCGUUUUUCGCCUACUUUGAGUGGGCCCUUUCUCAGGUAGCAAAGUACUUCGAUCCGGCCAUGCUGAGAGUUUCAAACCUGAACUACUCUUCCAUGAGUACGGUAAUGUUUCAACGAUUUUCGGUAAUUGUAGCAGACAUCGUGUUCGCAGUGGGUGUGAAGCGGUGUAUGAAUGCUUUGGCGAAAACUAAAGCCCAGCACAUCAUCGGAUCGGCGCUUCUACUGACCAACAUAGGACUGCUAAUGGUAGACCACAUUCAUUUUCAAUAUAAUGGAUUUCUUUUCGGGUUCUUGCUUUUGAGUAUUAGCUGCGUGUUGACAGAGUCUUACCUGGCGUCUGCACUGUUUUUUGCCAUCCUGUUGAAUCUGAAGCAUAUUUUCAUCUACGUGGCUCCAGUCUAUGUUGUAUUUUUGUUGCGAUUUUAUUGCUUCCGCAAUGGUGGAGCAGUAUUGAAAUUAAUUAAGCUCGGUGCGGUUGUCGCGGGGAUCUGUUUGCUCUCAUUCGGACCAUUCUAUGAUCACAUUCCACAGGUACUUUCAAGGUUAUUUCCGUUUAAACGGGGACUCACCCAUGCUUACUGGGCACCCAAUUUCUGGGCAUUGUAUAAUUUCGCCGAUAAGGCUCUAUCAAUCAGCUUGGGGAUAAAAUCAACAACCGCGUCUAACACUGGAGGACUUGUACAGACAUUUACCCACAAUGUGCUGCCAUCAGUUUCGCCAUUGGUAACAUUGGCCCUGUCAGCUGCAGCGAUGAUUCCAACCCUAUAUAAGCUGUGGACGCUGAAACACUCUCCCAAUCUUGGGUUGAAUUUUAUUCGGGCCGUCACAAUAUGCGCGUGUUCGUCAUUCAUUUUCGGUUGGCAUGUGCACGAAAAAGCUAUCCUAAUGAUUCUCAUACCCCUCACAGUUCUAUCCAUCACAAAUCGCAACGACGCCCGCUUGACGUUAUUUCUGGGCAUUGUAGGACACUAUUCUCUGUUCCCCUUGCUUUUCAAGCCAGAAUUAAUCUUAAUUAAAUACACAAUGCACGUGGUUUACACUGGAAUCAGUGUACUUCUUUACCGCAAUAUCCACGGUGGACAGUUCCUGACGAUACCGGAGAGACUCUAUUUGUACGGUUUUGUAUUUAUCUCUCUCUUUGAAAACAUAAUCCACCCUUGGCUAAACCUAGAUCGAACGCUUCCUUUCAUCCCCCUCAUGGCAACUAGCGUUUACUGCGCCCUUGGCGUCCAUUACUUCUGGUUAGUGUACCAGAAGCACUUCUUCGCUCAAACCCCAUUCCUAGUGUCUAAGGUAGGACAUUCGAAAAAGAAAUAACUCAUCAACAACACCAAAUAGCCAGUUUGCAUCAAUCCCAAAAUAUAUUUUAAGUACACGCCAUCAACACCAACAGUUCUUCGCAACA